Messenger RNA from Arachis ipaensis, 1490 nucleotides. RefSeq names its product S-adenosylmethionine synthase. NCBI's taxonomy places the organism in Eukaryota, Viridiplantae, Streptophyta, Magnoliopsida, Fabales, Fabaceae. Gene Ontology annotation, molecular function: methionine adenosyltransferase activity; ATP binding. Gene Ontology annotation, biological process: S-adenosylmethionine biosynthetic process. The record is from RefSeq and is a predicted model, not a curated record.
UCAGGGGUCACGUUUGAACUCGCACAGCUUUGAGCAGAGGCCCCAAGCUAAGCAAAGCAUCCACCUCUCUCAAGGCACCAUUCACUUCUCUCUCUUGCUCGUUACUCGGAGUUCGAGCUUCUUAACCGUUUCUCUGCUCUUCUUCUACCUUCAGAGUUAGUAAAAAAUGGCAGCAGAGACUUUCCUUUUCACCUCCGAGUCGGUGAACGAGGGACACCCAGACAAGCUCUGUGAUCAAAUCUCCGAUGCUGUCCUUGACGCCUGCCUCGAGCAGGACCCAGACAGCAAGGUUGCCUGUGAAACCUGCACCAAGACCAACAUGGUCAUGGUCUUUGGAGAGAUUACAACUAAGGCCAAUGUAGACUACGAGAAGAUUGUCCGCGACACCUGCAGGAACAUUGGAUUCGUUUCCAACGAUGUUGGUCUUGAUGCUGACAACUGCAAGGUUCUUGUCAACAUUGAGCAACAGAGCCCUGAUAUUGCACAGGGUGUCCAUGGCCAUCUCACAAAAAGGCCCGAGGAGAUUGGUGCUGGUGACCAAGGUCACAUGUUUGGCUAUGCCACUGAUGAGACCCCUGAGUUGAUGCCCUUGAGCCAUGUUCUUGCAACCAAGCUUGGCGCAAAACUCACCGAGGUUCGCAAGAACGGCACAUGCCCCUGGUUGAGGCCCGACGGCAAGACCCAGGUCACAGUUGAGUAUGUCAAUGACAAGGGUGCCAUGGUUCCCAUCCGUGUCCACACCGUGCUUAUCUCAACUCAGCACGAUGAGACCGUCACCAACGAUGAAAUUGCCGCAGAUCUCAAGGAGCAUGUUAUCAAGCCUGUGAUCCCGGAGAAGUACCUGGACGAGAAGACCAUCUUCCACUUGAACCCCUCAGGCCGAUUCGUCAUUGGUGGGCCUCAUGGUGACGCAGGUCUCACUGGCCGCAAGAUUAUCAUCGAUACCUACGGUGGAUGGGGAGCACACGGUGGUGGUGCCUUCUCGGGAAAGGACCCAACCAAGGUAGACAGGAGUGGAGCCUACAUUGUGAGGCAGGCUGCCAAGAGCAUUGUUGCCAGCGGACUUGCCAGGAGGUGCAUUGUGCAAGUGUCCUAUGCCAUCGGUGUGCCAGAGCCAUUAUCUGUGUUUGUUGAUACCUAUGGAACUGGGAAGAUCCCUGACAAGGAGAUCCUCCAGAUUGUGAAGGAGAACUUUGACUUCAGGCCAGGAAUGAUCUCAAUCAACCUUGAUCUAAAGAGAGGUGGCAACAACAGGUUCUUGAAGACUGCUGCUUAUGGACACUUUGGAAGGGAUGACUCUGACUUCACAUGGGAGGUUGUGAAGCCCCUCAAGUGGGAGAAGGCCUAAUUCAGUGAUUUCACCGCUUGCGUGUGCUGGGAAUUUUGCACCUUAUUUCUAUCAUCAUAUAUCUAAUUAAUCCCUACACCUGUGUGUGUUGUCUCUUCAUCAUGUUUUUUUAUCGUUUUUUUUUCUGUUUUUUUUUUUUUUU